GGUGCACUGACAGGAUACAGUGCGCCGUUUUUUCCGCUCCCCUGCAGGUCAGAGGACAAGCUGUAUAGUAGGAUGCUGGCUUUAAGGUUAUUGAGGGCUGCUGUGCUGAGCAGGCCGGUGUCAUCAUCAUGGUGCAGCCCUGUCACUUUGUACAGUACAGGGACAACCAGCCCAGUACCUCCAGACAGCAGCCAGAGUUCACAAUAUACAGAUAACGAUAGGCCAGAGGAAAUGGAAAAUCCUUUCAAAGAUCCUCCCAAAAAGUGCAUCUUAUGUGAUGUGCCAGUAGACUAUAAGAACGUGCAGCUGCUGUCCCAGUUUGUGUCGCCGCACACCGGUCGUAUUUAUGGAAGACAUAUAACGGGGUUGUGUGGUAGAAAACAAAAAGCUGUUGCAAAAGCCAUUAAAAGAGCACAUAUUAUGGGUUUUAUGCCCAUCACAUACAAGGACCCAGCAUUUCUCAAAGACCCUAAGAUUUGCAAUAUCUGAAACUCCAAGUUUGUGUUUUGUUAAUAAAAUGAUUUGCCAUAGGCUUC
Messenger RNA from Nanorana parkeri, 536 nucleotides. RefSeq names its product mitochondrial ribosomal protein S18C (gene MRPS18C). Bases 73 to 489 code for a protein of 138 amino acids. NCBI's taxonomy places the organism in Eukaryota, Metazoa, Chordata, Amphibia, Anura, Dicroglossidae. Gene Ontology annotation, molecular function: structural constituent of ribosome; small ribosomal subunit rRNA binding. Gene Ontology annotation, biological process: mitochondrial translation. Gene Ontology annotation, cellular component: ribosome; mitochondrial small ribosomal subunit. The transcript is spliced from 6 exons. The record is from RefSeq and is a predicted model, not a curated record.